CUCCUUCAAUCUCUCUAUCAGUUCUACCCUCGAUCUCUCUCUCCCUCUCUGCCUGGUCCCCCCUCACUCCCUCUCCUGGGAAACAUGUGGGACCUCACCAGAGAUCACCUGCCACUCCACCUGACCUCGCUGGCCUGUCGCUAUGGAAACAUCUACCGCCUGAACUGUGGUAACACCACCAUGGUUGUUCUCAGCAGCUCUGACAUCAUCAGGGAAGCUCUGGUGAAGAAAUGGUCUGAUUUUGCUGGGAGACCACAUUCUUAUACUGGUGACAUUGUGUCGGGUGGAGGUCGAUCUGUCUCUCUGGGCGACUACACUGAGGAGUGGAGGACUCAUCGACGGCUGGCCCAUAGUGCUCUACAGCGCUGUGUCACUGAGUCUCUACAAUCUGUCAUUCAAGAGCAAGCAGUUCAUCUCAGACAAGUGCUGUUGGACUAUAAAGAGACUCCAGUGGACCUGUCUGAGGAUUUCACUGUGGCAGCCAGUAACGUCAUCACCACCCUGGCCUUUGGCAAAGCCUAUGAGAAGAGCUCGGUGGAGCUGCAGAGGCUUCAGGGUUGUCUGAAUGAGAUUGUGUCUCUCUGGGGUUCUCCAUGGAUCUCUGCCCUGGACUCCUUCCCCCUGCUCAGGAAAUUGCCAAAUCCUCCAUUUUCACGCCUCCUGAAAGAGGUGGCCCGGCGAGAUGACCUGAUCAGAGGGCAUAUCGAGGAGUUUAAGACAAGAGGCAGUGAGAACAGCAUCACCCUAACAGCCUCUCUCCUGAAAUGCCUGGAACCAGCUGACACAAAAACCAAGGCGACGGCGCUGACGCAUGUCCACGUACACAUGGCUACAGUAGAUCUGCUCAUCGGAGGCACUGAGACCACGGCCGCCUGGCUCUGCUGGGCUGUGGCCUUCCUGUUACACAGACCUGAGGUCCAGAACAGAGUGUAUGAGGAGUUGUGUACGGUCUUGGAGGGGCGGUACCCACAGUACUCUGACAGACACAGACUGCCGUACCUGCGUGCUGUCAUCAGUGAGGUGCUAAGACUCAGGCCUGUGGCUCCGCUGGCAGUGCCACACAAAGCCAUCAGACACAGCAGUAUUGCAGGUUAUUUCAUUCCAAAGAACACAGUGAUCAUCCCCAACCUGUUCGGAGCUCAUCACGACCCUACUGUGUGGAAGGACCCGUUCAGCUUCAGACCUGAGCGGUUUUUGGAGGGGAACGGUGCGUCCCUGCGCUCUCUCCUGCCAUUCGGAGGAGGGGCGCGGCUCUGUCUGGGAGAAUCAGUGGCGAAGAUGGAACUCUUCUUAUUCACAGCCUAUCUGCUCCGAGACUUUCAGUUCCAGACAGCCGACGGAUCGCUGCCCGACCUCCGCGGGGUGGCUACCGUGGUCCUCAAAGCAAAGCCUUUCAAAGUCAUAGCACGUCCACGGGCUGAAUAA
Molecule: messenger RNA, 1425 nt
Organism: Chanos chanos (milkfish)
Lineage: Eukaryota; Metazoa; Chordata; Actinopteri; Gonorynchiformes; Chanidae
Gene: cyp21a2
Product: cytochrome P450, family 21, subfamily A, polypeptide 2
Exons: 11
Coding region: 85-1425 (446 amino acids)
Biological process (GO): hormone biosynthetic process; progesterone metabolic process
Molecular function (GO): steroid 17-alpha-monooxygenase activity; heme binding; iron ion binding
Source: RefSeq, a predicted model, not a curated record